Phytophthora nicotianae INRA-310 is the source of this 2380-nucleotide messenger RNA. RefSeq lists its product as hypothetical. The record is from RefSeq and is a predicted model, not a curated record. Lineage: Eukaryota; Oomycota; Peronosporomycetes; Peronosporales; Peronosporaceae. Bases 64 to 2172 code for a protein of 702 amino acids. The transcript has a single exon.
CCACUUUUCGUUUGAAUCGUUUCAGACUUGGAAAAGUGCACAAACACGCAAACGACCAUCACUAUGGCAUCCAUGAGUAGCGACGGCAGCGGCGCCGGCGGAGGCGAGAUCCUCGCGCUGGGAGAGCUACUGAGCGACUUCGAGGUGAAGCAGCGUGGGCUGCUGCUCAUGGCCAUCGACAAGGCCGUGGACAAGGCCAUGAAGAAACAGGGCGAGAUGCUCGACGUCAUCAAAGCUCAAGUGGAGACGCACCAUCGUCAGGCUGUGGACAAAAUCCGCGACGAAGUGGCGCGCACACAGCCGUCGCUUCUGGAAAGCGUCAUCAGUAAGACGCUGAGCGUCGAGAGCAACGCGGGGCUGGCCCAAUGGAUCAACGAUGAGGCCAAGAAGAGCCAAGCGCUCGAGUAUAUUUCCAAGCUACGUAACCAUCUGCAGGUGGGGCAGGGCAACGCCUUCCGCAGCGACUUUGAAGCUCUACUUGUGGUCUAUAUGGAGUUCCUUAAGGUACCGAUGGUUCGCGGUUCGCGACUCAAUAAUCGUAUCGAAGACUUCCACGAAGCACUAUACCAAAAAGCUGACUUUAACGACGACCUAGUUAAUCUCGUCUACCGCGUACGCUGGGGCUGUCAAGGUGUGCGUUCCAUCGGUAAUGCGCGCUCGCAUGACGCUACGCCACUCUCGGAGAGCGAAAUCCUCGAGCUUUGCGGCUGUUUUAGUGCUAUUGGCGCGGCGAUGCCAACACUGGCGCUUGAGUUUGAAGCUUGCAAGCCCAAGACGUCACCUUCGUCGCCUUCACUAACUAGUGACAGCAACUUAUCUCUGAAUGGUAAUUCGGGCGUAGAUAUGGCCAUGCUGCAGCAACUACGUCAAGCAGCAGGCGGCAAUGGCAACGACCAGACGCCGUUCGACUUCAUUAUCCAGCUAAUGGCCAACAAUGGUAUCAGCGUCAACUCGAGUAUGCAAUCGCCUUCACUUUUCCAAGACAGCAACCAAAGUUCUAAUCGAAGCACGACACUACCGCCAGGCUUUAGUAAUGGCACUCUAUCUGGUCUAUCGUCCAGUCAAGGUCUAUCUGUUCAAGCGCCUCCGUUACCGCCUGGACCACCAGGUUUAAGUGGCUUGGACUUGAGCAGUUUGAACGGAUUAAACGGCAGUUCAACGCAAGCGCCAUCUUUAUCGCGUCUAGGCUCGAUUGGUAGCACUACCAGCAAUUCAAGUCGUGAUGCUCCUCCGCUUCCUCCAGGAUACAGUGACAAUUCCAGUAAUGUGUGGUCGCAACCUCCACUCCCUCCUGGCUCUAACAGUCCGCAGAAGUCGGCAUUGCAGCCUCCACUGCCUCCUGGACCUGAGAGUCCGUUGCAGAUAUCGCUGAGAGCUGAAAGUCCACUCAAGAGUUCGUUGCAGCCGCUACUACCGCCUAGUGCUGAGAGUCCGCAGACGAGAUCGUUGCAGCCAUCAUCGGGUUUCGCUAUGAAACAAGCCGAUGUGCCAACGCAGGCGAUCUUGGCAUUAGUCCCGACGUUUACCUGGUAUCACGAUAAACCGACGGAGCUGCCCAAGGAAAGCGACCGUGUCCGUAAGGCCAUGUUCGCACGUAUGCUUAAUCAUAUGGAUGAAUUGCCCAAGGCGACGCUGUGUCCGCUACUACCGGGUCACGAUCCGACGUGUCCGUUGUCACACACGUACAUGGAGGUCAUGACGUACAAUCCGCUCUACAAGCGCUUGAUCUGUCGUCAACCUUCUCAUUACUGGGGCAGCCAAAUCAAGGAAGACGAUAGCUGUGUGUGCGUGCACGUGGAUACUGGAGUCACGUGGGAGUGGAUGGAUGAAAGCAAGCGUUUGUACUGUCUCCGUGGAGCCAAGUGCACCAACAUCAAGUGCCUCAAGUCGCACUCGUUUGAAGAAAUGUGCUGGUACAACCCAUCCUACAAGAUUAAGCGUUGUACCGUGCGUGCUCACGACCACAUCGCUCGUGCGCGUGGAACGAUCGCACCGCCUCUGGACUGCAGCUAUUACCAUAUCGAAGAAGGCAAGAACGCCGACAAGCGUGAGUUCACGGCCGAGUACGACCACGUCGGCAUGGACGUCAAGAUGCUGUUCAUUGAGCGCUCGCACAAGCCGCUCGCUGACAGACUCGAGGCGCUUCGCUACGCGCGUGCCAAUAACCUCUGAGCCGGGACUUCUUGGUGAGCUGGCCGCCUUGCAUUUUUUUUUCCCUUUUCAGUUUUGUAGUUUGGCGUUGUGCCAAGCUCGUGCAUGUUAAUUCGCUUAGCUUCGAUCACGUGGCGAUUAACUCAAGAACGUCUCGGGGCCGAGGAUAAUAGCCAUCAACUAGCAAUCUUAAGCAAAACAAUACUACACGUUUUCAUGUUUGCGACUU